UAAUCCCGCUUGUCACCGCUCGUGGGAGGAUUACAAAUGCAGAUGAACCGGAACAGGAUGUAGUUAGCCCCGUUCAGGCCGGUUUCUUCGAUUCUAUUGUAGCAAUAUCACAUGCAUCCAUCAGGAUAGGUUCACGUAACCCAAUUGCAGCUUCACACAUUACCUUCUUAGCCAUCCACCAUGUCGACACUCAAGCCAAUCGUUGUCUGGGGCCACGAUAUGGGUCCCAACCCAUUGAAAGUGCACAUCGUCCUCGAAGAGCUUGACAUCCCAUUCGACUACAAGAUCAUCAGCUUCUCGGACAUGAAGAAGGAGCCCUUCCUCAGCAUCAACCCGAACGGAAGGGUGCCCGCCAUCGAGGAUCCCAACACUGGGGUCACCAUAUGGGAGUCUGGACCGAUCUUGGAAUACAUCAUCGACCAGUACGACAAGGAGAACAAGCUAAGCUACGACACGCUGGCCGAGAAGUACCAGAUCAAGCAAUGGAUCGCCUUCCAGAUUUCAGGCCAAGGCCCCUACUACGGGCAAGCGGUCUGGUUCUCGCGCGUGCACCACGAGAAGCUGCCGUCGGCCAUCGAGCGGUACACGAAGGAGAUGGAGCGCGUGCGGUCGGUGCUCGAGCUGCACCUGUCGCGGUCGCCCUCGGGCUGGCUCGUCGGCGACAAGAUGACCGUCGCCGACCUCGCGUGGGUCAUGUGGGAGCAGAUCGGCACCCUCAUCCUCCUGUUCCAGGACAUCCACCUGGAGGGCAAGUACCCGCACUACGACGCGUGGUAUAAGAAGCUGUUGGAGCGCCCGACGGUCAGGAAGGUGCUGCUGUCGAGGACGAAGAGCCUCAGGGAGAGCGGGCUGGCGCCUGAUGCGCCGGAUCCGUUUUAAAAGGGGGGUGGGGGGUACUUCGCCUAACCUACGCAAAUAUGCUCGUCUUUUCUACCUAUAAGGAUGAUGUUCUAGGAUGAAGGGCUAUUAAAUAGGACAAGCGGGUCCGUUUUAUCAUGGCCGGUACUUACAGUUUUCAGUGAUCUUCAAGGAUGUAUUGUACCUAGUUGCCAAAUUAUACAGUUAAAAGAUGUAGAUGAAACUCUAAAAUUCGACGUGGGUUAAUUAGUUACCAUGAAGUGUUGUGAGUUCGAGGGGUUGGUUGGUAAGCAUCCUCCCCCCUCUUUCUUUGUUCAAGGGGGCAAUAUGCACCUGGGCAUGUGUGUGCCACGAGCCCAGCUACCUGGUACCUACCUCAUCUACAUGUACGAUGUACCCAAUACCUAGGUAGUAUA
Messenger RNA from Hypoxylon fragiforme, 1274 nucleotides. RefSeq names its product glutathione S-transferase. The record is from RefSeq and is a predicted model, not a curated record. Lineage: Eukaryota; Fungi; Ascomycota; Sordariomycetes; Xylariales; Hypoxylaceae. The coding region runs from base 181 to 879 and encodes 232 amino acids. The transcript has 4 exons.